Monosiga brevicollis MX1 is the source of this 6756-nucleotide messenger RNA. RefSeq lists its product as uncharacterized. Gene Ontology annotation, molecular function: ABC-type transporter activity; ATP binding; ATP hydrolysis activity. Gene Ontology annotation, cellular component: intracellular membrane-bounded organelle; membrane. The transcript is spliced from 19 exons. Bases 1 to 6561 code for a protein of 2186 amino acids. Gene Ontology annotation, biological process: lipid transport; transmembrane transport. Lineage: Eukaryota; Choanoflagellata; Craspedida; Salpingoecidae. The record is from RefSeq and is a predicted model, not a curated record.
AUGGCGCGUGCUGGCUUUGGCAGCCAGCUACGGACCCUUCUCUGGAAAAACUACCUCCUCAAGCGACGUAGCUGGCGUGGCACCUUGGCUGAAAUCCUUGUGCCUCUCUUUCUCUUUGUUCUCAUGGCUUGGGUCCGCACCCGUGAAACAGUGACCCUCUACCCUGAUACUACAUAUAACACGCUGGCUUUGCCCUCCUCGGGCGCGCUGGCACUGGUUCAAUCCAUUCUUUGUGGUGGCAUUGCCAACUUUGACUCGCCAAAUGCCACCGGCAGUCCCUUGGAAGACGUGGCUGCCGUCCUUGACCGUUACCAGCUGACCCCAGAGGUGGUUCUGGGGGCCUUGGCCAACACGGCCCUCGAUGAGGCCGAUCUCAACCAAACUUUGCGCGAAGUGGGCUUGAUCAACACUUCCGUGGGCCUAGCAGAUCUGACGGACCUAUGGUUCGGCACGAAUGCGACUUACUGGGAUGGCUUGUACAAUCUCUCACAGUCUGCCUCUGGCAAUGAUACCCAAGCUGUCGUCAACGCCGUUUGUCGGCUCGUCAACGAUCCAGAUUUGGCUGCUCUGGUGGCCAACCUCACUCAGACCAACCUAACAGCCGUGGCUGAUGAUAUUCAGCUUCCCGGAUUUGAUUUGGGCGCCAUUCUGCGCAGCCCAGACCCCGCAGAAGAAUUCUUGCGUCAAUAUGUCACCACCAACAACUUUAUCAAUGUAACUGUUGUCGAUGUGCUGCAUGCCCUCAAUGGUACGCUCAACGGCACAAUCACCCCAGAAGAUGUCGCGAUUGUUCAAAAUCAACUCCGUGCCGACGCUGCAAAUCACAGCUCGCUGGCCGAGAUGCGCAGUAAUCUCCUCAUCGCCCUUGCGCGGGAGCCAGCGUUGGAGCGUGCCUUGGUUGCGGUGCUACUUGGGCUUGAAGACCCAGCCGAGCGACAGGCCGUUCUCGAUGCCUUGGCGCAAGCAUCUGGCACCAACAUCAGCACCUCUAUGGUCCCUGUCCUGCUCGAUGAGUUUGCCCGUCUCGAGGCAGAUCUUGGAGAUCUGUCGCGCAUCGAGGCUGCGCUCCAAGAUAUCGAAGCCUUGCCAACGAUUGAUCGGCUUUUGGACGAUUUGCAACGGAAUGGCAGCAACUUGGAUUGGUCAACGCUCUAUCAGCAAAUUGCAUGCCCCAAUACCGACGGUAUUGCGGUGGGUGGAUCCUUCAGUUUUCGUUCCCAAGGUUCGGGUUACGAACCCAAUGCUGCCACCAAUGAACCCCGCCCCACGAACGCCCCACGUGUUGCCGAGAGGACUCGUUCCUCGUCCAGCGGUGAACCAUCGAACCCAUCUCGACGCCGCCGGGCUUCUGAACCCACAAUGGCUCAUGACCGCGAAGACACCUCAAGCCAGGAUGUCGAAGACGAGGUUACGGUUGGGCUGGAUGCCAUGGCCAACAGCGAACAGCUUUUGGAGCUCUUCACUCAAGCGCAAGUCUAUUACGCGCCAGCCCGCGGCCAAGUCCUCGAGGUCAUCGGAUUGGCAAACGCCACACUUCAGCAGGCUGUUGCCGUUGUGGACUUGGUCGAGUGUGUGCUGGCCUCCAGGCUGGCAGCAAAUAUCACAGCCAGUCCUGCCAAUUUCACCUGGCUAGACAAUCUCACCAGCUCUGCCAACUCUUCAGCUCUUGCGGCUCUUCAGCUUGACGACUUUUGGGUUGGCUUCGACACCGAAGAGGAGCUUGUGGCUGCCGCCAUGGGUGACGACAAGCUUUUUACUGUCUUUGGCGGCGUUGUCUUUCACGAUGUGGAUGACACUGGUCGGCUUCCCAACAAUCUCUCGCUGUCCAUCCGAUUUCACCAGCUGAAAACACCGUCUACCGCUGAGCUGGCCCCGGCCUACACUUGGAACAACGCAGGCGACACCGCCAAUGCGCUCUAUUACUACCUUGGGUUUACCAUUAUACAGGACCUCAUGGAACGGGCUACUCUCGAGUUUUGGGCCGGUGAAAGCGUUGGCGAACCUGCUGUUUAUGCUCAAAUGAUGCCCGUCCCGGCCUACCGAGAUGACCUCUUUGCGUGGGGCAUCAGCCGCACCCUGCCCCUCUUCAUGGUGCUGUCCUGGAUUUACUUUGUGACCAUGCUGGCCAAAAACAUCGUGCACGAGAAAGAAACGAGGCUGAAGGAAUAUACGAAAAUGAUGGAUUUUGGAACUUACAUGCCGUACGUGUUCGUGUCAAUCCAAGAGGAGACGAUGACGGCAGGUACCAAGUGGGGGCUGUCACUCUUUUCCACCACUGCCUUUGGUAUGGGUGCUGCCUACAUUGCCCGAUAUGAGGAGAUUGGCGAAGGAUUGCAAUGGCAUAAUAUGGGCCAAGGAAUCGGAGCGUGCGACAACUUCACCUUCAGUAACGCCCUGAUCAUGAUGAUCUUUGAUUGCUUCCUCUAUGCGUUGCUGGUUUGGUACUUGGAGCAAGUCCUGACCCCGUAUGGUGUGGCGCAACCUUGGUAUUUUCCAUUUCAACGCAAGUACUGGACUGGCCUUGCGUGUUUCAGCUCGCGCCGUGCUUCGGCGGAAGGGCAAUCGUUGAUUGCCGGCAAAGGCUCGCCCGCUCUUCAGCAAAAUAACCCUGCUGGUCAUUUUCAAGCCGUGCCAGAUGGCCAGCAAGUUGGCAUACGCUUGGACAAGCUGACCAAAGUGUACAGGACGGGGGCGUGCUCAGAUCAGUCAGAACGUGUUGCCGUGGACCAGUUGAGCUUUGAAAUGGCCACCCCGGGUAUCACGGCCCUUUUGGGUCACAACGGCGCGGGCAAGACAACGACCAUGUCAAUCCUUACUGGUCUCUUCCCACCCACCUCGGGUACUGCAUAUAUUGAUGGUCUUGACGUGCGUACCCAGAUGGGUACCAUUCGUGAACACUUGGGUGUGUGCCCACAGUACAACGUUAUUUUUGAGACCUUAACGGUCGAAGAGAAUUUAAUAAUGGUAGCACGGCUGCGUUGCCUGUCACCUACUGCGACCCUGGAGGCUGUCGAUCGAUAUAUCAAUGACGUGCGACUGAACAGCAAGCGUUUCAGCUUGGCGGGCACACUAUCCGGAGGGCAAAAGCGCAAGCUGAGCGUGGCCAUGGCCUUUCUGUCAGGAUCAAACGUGGUUAUUCUUGAUGAACCAACGGCGGGUUGCGACGCGUCAGUUCGCCGUUCCAUGUGGGAUCUGCUACUGCGUUAUAAAAAGGAGCGCACCAUUCUGUUGUGUACGCAUCAUCUGGAUGAAGCAGACUUGCUGUCAGAUGCUAUCGCCAUUAUGGCGCAUGGUCGAUUACAGUGCUUGGGCACCUCCAUGUUUCUGAAGAAGGCGUACAACGCAACAUACCUCCUGUCGGCCGUUGUCGAUCGCACACUUCCCGAUGUUGUUCCUCGCAUCUCUCAAGUCAUCCGCAAACACGUGCCCAAGGCCGAGCUAGCCGAUGAUGUUGGUCAAGAGGUGGCUUUUCAUCUGCCAGUGGAUCAGGUCGCGGGCUUUGCACCUUUGUUUUGCAGCCUAGACGCACAGCGCGCAGAACUAGGCAUUGAAAGUUACGGCCUCUCCGCCACCACCCUGGAGGAUGUAUUUUUGCGUGUGGCUGAGGAUGCUGAAGAAUCCGAAGAGCGUACGACAAGGCCGGCAACUAUGGCUGCGGCAGUCAAGCCCGAGCGCAGCGAGACGGCUGCGCAGAGCGUCGACGCACGCCUCUCUUGGAGCAGUGGCAUGGACGCAUCCCUCGAGCAUUCUCUUCUUAGCCAGCACGAUGAUGAGGAAGCUGAACACGGCGCGCUAGUCCAGGAGGACGGUACUUAUACGGGCCGUCUCUUGCAAGGAUGGCCUCUGCGUGCGCAGCGCUUCAAAGCUGUGCUGCUCAAGCGCUGGCACAAUGUGCGACGUGAUUUCAAGGCCUUUCUAUCUCAGAUUGUCUUGCCUGCCAUUUUUAUUUGUGUUGGCAUGGCCGUGGCAACCUCCUUCCCCCCACCCAAGGACGGACCCCCCCUUGAGUUUGCGCCAGACAUUUUCAACGUACCUUGUCACGCUAGCUUGCGCGCUACUGAGACGCCUUAUGCGGAUCUGCAUGCUUCGCCUUCGCUGCUCUCCAGCACGCUCACGGCCAGUGUUUCGGUGGGAUUUGAUCCCGACUAUUUCAUUGAUGUUGGAGGGACCGAUGCGUUGCUUGUGGCCCAGCAAAACUUUUCAGCUUACAUCUUGGACACCUACGACGAGCUGCAGGCGACGCGCCGUGCGGCUCUGACGAUUGAAUCUACUGAGCAUCCAGUCGUUCAGCUGUCCAGUGCACUCUUGAGUGGUGCUUUCAAUAGCACGGUCAUGCGCGGUUGGUUUGAUAACCGGCAUUACCACAGCCUGCCAACUGCCGUACAUUUGGCCCACAAUGCAAUUUUGCACAGCACGCUCGGAAGUACACACAAUCUGCGCGUGUUCAAUCACCCUCUCAACUCGACUGCAGACGAGAAGACACAGGAAUAUCUCGAGUCUGGCACUGAUCUUACCGUGGCCAUCAACGUCAUCAUGGCUCUAUCCUUUGUUCCAGCCAGCUUUGUCGUUUUUUUGAUUUCUGAGCGUGUGUCCAAGGCAAAACAUUUGCAGAUGGUCUCGGGGCUAGAUCUCCCCACCUACUGGGUUGCCAAUUUUACUUGGGACAUGCUCAACUAUACCCUGCCAGCGCUCGUGGCGCUGCUCAUCUUUGUCGCCUUUGAUCUCCCUGCAUACACUGGGCGUAACUUGGGAGCCGUCACGGCACUUUUGUUUCUAUACGGGUGGAGCAUCACGCCCAUCAUGUACCUCGGAAGCUUUCUGUUCAAAGUACCAUCGACAGGUUACGUCGUUCUCAUCUGCGUCAAUUUGUUCAUUGGGUUGACUGCCACCCUGGCCACCUUUAUUUUGGGACUUUUCCCGGACGAUCCUGGUCUGACAUCGGUCAACGACAGCUUGAAAUGGGUCUUUUUGAUAUUUCCCAACUACUGCCUGGGUCGCGGAAUGAUGGACUUGGCGGCCAACGAGUAUAUUGCACAGUUUUACGAGUACAGCAAAGAGUUUAUUGACAACGCGCCAUCGUAUCAGGACCCCUUUUCCAUGUCCUUGAUUGGACGGAACUGCAUGUUUAUGGUGUUGGAGGGCUUGAUCUUUCUCGUUCUGACUAUUGCCAUUGAGCACUGGCGCAUGCGUCAACGACUGCGCCAGUCGGAUAGCAGUGCCUCGACGCCCAGCAAUGAGCUGGAAAUGCUCAGCGUGGGCUUGGCAGGAGAAAUGACGGAUCCUAGUGAUCUCGGAGAUGAGGAUGUUCGUCGGGAGCAGGAGCGAGUGCGAGCGGGUGGCACAGAACUGGUGUCAGAAGCAGUGCUGGUAGCAGAUCGGCUCGUCAAGACCUACACGGGCAAGAACGGGACGACGCGAGCCGUGCGAGGCUUGAGCUUUGUGGUGCCCCGGGGCCAGUGCUUUGGCCUGCUAGGCACAAACGGCGCAGGCAAGACGACCACUUUUAAAAUGAUCACUGGAGACGUGGCCUGUACUUCAGGAAACGCCUUUGUGGCUGGCCAUUCCAUUCUCAAGGACAUGGCGGCGGAAGUGGAUGCGCUCAACGGGCUGCUGACGGGCCAGGAAACGUUGGAGAUGUAUUGUCGGCUGCGAGGCAUUCCCGAGUCCCAGCUGGGGGUGGUAGUCGAUUGGUCAAUUCGCAAGAUGCAGCUUCGUCGCUGGGCCAAACGCAUUGCACAAGUCUAUUCUGGUGGCAACAAACGCAAGCUAAGCAUCGCCAUUGCCCUAUUGGGCCAAAGCUCGCUGGUGUGCUUGGACGAGCCUUCUGCGGGCCUUGAUCCACGAGCCCGGCGGUUUCUGUGGACCCAGAUCAACGGCGUUGUGCGCGCGGGGCGUUCGGUCAUUCUGACCAGCCACGCCAUGGAUGAAUGUCAAGCGUUAUGCCAACGCCUUGGAAUCAUGGUUGAUGGGCAGUUUCGUUGUUUGGGCAGCCCGCAACAUCUCAAGAGCAAGUAUGGCAAUGGAUACACAUUGGCGAUCAAGGUUCAAGGGUUUCCACCCGAGGUCGGACCUGCCAAAAGUUUUGUAGCCCACCGAUUUCCCACCGCGGUACUCAAAGAGGCACACAAUGGAUUGUUGCGCUAUCAGCUGCCUACAGAGGGCUUGGUGCUGGCCACCAUUUUUACAGAACUUGAGGCACAACGCGAGGCCUUGAAUCUCGAGGAUUAUGCCAUCACACAAACGACUUUAGAGGACAUAUUCUGCAGCUUUGCAGACCUGGCAGAAGAUCGUCGCACUGCCCAGCCAGGGGACGAUCAGCCAAGCUCUUCGGCUCCUUGGCAGGCUCAGGAGGAACAUCGGUCUAGCCUCAUCCCUGCCACGGAUGAGGUUUUCGACGAACCAUCAACGGCUCUGGUCACUCCUGACAGUUUGGGUGGGGAUCAACCGCACGUUUCGGUGCUUGACGGUCUGGCAGCUGCCGAGGCAGCAGACUCGGAUCCAAGCGCCGUGGAUGCUGGUUAUCUAACCAUUUAUGGCGAGGAAAGUCACAGUCGCGUUUAAGCGCAGCUGCCCCCUUACCGCAUCCUGCUCAGGCUUCAGGGCCUCCUCUUACGACGGUGUACUAUUUUUGGCAUGUUUUGAGGGUUGAGUGAUGAAAUGGUAACUUGCGAUGAAGCCCAGGUCGUGGCACAGCCUCAUGCAUUGGCGACUGCCAAUCCAUCAUGACUAUUUUGAUAGAAUUCAUAAUAUAGCAUA